GGAACGGGGGAGGUCCCUGUUUGUUGCUUCUCACAACCACAAUCUCAUCGCUCAUGAACGUAGCACGAUGUACACAUAGACAAAGGUUCCGUCAAGUGAAGGCAAGCAGCAGCGCAUAGUAUCGCGUGUGCGGUGUAUCGAUGUGUGUGUAUGCAUUCGCCGCGAUUACGAGCGGCGACGUUUUCGUCUCAGUGACGGGGUGGAAAAAAGCGCGCGCGUUCCUUCCGCGAUGUUGCCCGCGGCCGUACUUGGUGAUGAGCUACGCCCCUAAGCUCGCCACCGUACACGAUAGCAGUGACGAGUGCGUCUCUUUUUGUGUAAAAUACUUUGUUUGUGGAAGCUUUACUUGAGCUCCCUGGUAACCUGCACGUUCUUCCUAAGGCAGAUCAUCUCUACGGCACAGUGUUAACAAGAUGGCGGUCGACCGCAUCCACUCUCGGGUCAUAUAGCUUGUUUAUUUUGCCGAGUUUUUCACCGGAAUCCCACAGCUCGAUCGCUCUGCCCAGAAAACGUAGCCUCGUUUGUUCGCGUAGCCAAGCCGAACAUUUAAACUGCACGUUCCAGUGAAUAAGAUAGUCACGUGCUAACACAGUGCGAACGACUGCAGCUUCGGCGGGAUAUUUUACGCGGGAACACAGCAAGCAAGUCUAAGCAGUAAGCACAGUUGAUCUACCUAGCCGAGAACACAACUCAUGCUGGCACAGUAAAAUAUAGGCCACAGCUUCGAUAGUCUUCCUUCCCAUCACUAUUAAGCCUUCCUGGCCUAUACAUUGCAGAACGUACAUUUAAUCUGUAUUUUCUGCUUCUUGUUUAUCUUGAUUACAUUACCGUUUGAUCAACUUCACUGGCGAUAAGUCCUCCAAAUCAAACUCAGCUGUUUGUGGAAGUAAUGUAAAUAUUUCCAUUGUGUACUGCGUACUUGAAAAAACUGAAGAUAGGAAGUUCUAUAGUUACAUUUCAUGAGAAACAAUUUGUAACAUGUUUUCCAUCUUUUUAAAGCGUGGGUACUGAAUUUUUGUUGGAAAUCUAAGUCAGUAAUGACGAUGUACAUCUGAUCAAAAAACAAUCAUGUCUAGUUCAUUUGUUGUUGAACCCCAAGAGGGUAGUUCUAAAAAAGAUGAUACUCUUAUUUUGAUGGUGAAUGACAAUGGUGUAAUUUCUGUAGAUCAAGAUACUUUGCAAAGUCUCAUUCUUAACCAAUCUAAUGCUGCAGUAAGUGUUGUGAGGUUAGGUCAAACAGGCAAUGAUGCUUCAGAAGGAAAUAUAACUUUGACGGUUGAUCCUCCUUCCUUUGUUACAUCUGGAACAAGUGUUUCAAAUAACCCUGAUUCAACUGCAUUAGUUGAUCCUUUCAUGGAAAUGGAUCCAGAAUCAUUAGAAAGAUUAGAAACAGCAUUACAAAGUGAAGAAGCUAAACAAAUUCUUGGUGAGAAUGUAACAGCUAUGCUCGAUAUGUUAACAGUAGAAGAACAACAAAAUAAUUUACGAUAUAGUAUAGAACUAGAUCAUUGCUAUACUAGUAGGUCGUCUCUUACACAAUCAAAAGCUACAGAAUCUUUGCCUGAUAUAAAUUUAUCAGACGUGGAUGAAUCAGCAUGUGUAGAUGUUAAUAAAUCUACUAAUGCAUCUCAGAUGAUAUCAUUAUCUUCCAGUAAUAAUAAUGUUACAACUGUAUUAGCCAAGCAAAAGGUAACACCAACACCACCAAAAAUAGUGAAACAACCUGGUCCGGUUGGUGGUAGACCACGAAGAUCUUCCGAUGCAAUCCAACAAGUUGUGUCUCCAAAAACAUCUAUGAAUACAAAUACACGCAUGUUGAAUAUGCAACAGGAAAAACUUAAUACUAAAGAUGAAGAAGUAGGAGGUGGUGAUGAAAUUUUUUCAUCAACGGAUUCUUCCGCAUCCGAAGAAACUGAUAGCGAUAGUGAUUUCGGUCCUAGAUCUUCUAGACGUGGAGUACGAUCUAGAGGAGGACGAAAAGGACUCACAACAAGAGGAGGAAGCAUGACUGCUUCACGUAGACGAGGAUCUAACAAAUACAUGGACAGUGAACAAGUACGUCGUUUGGAUAUUGAAAUGGCUGCUGCUGUUAGUGCAAUGAAAAGCCGAGAGAAAGAGGAUAAAUCAGAAAAACAUAGCCCUGGUAGGAUUAAAAAACUUUCAAAAACAUUUGGUGUUAAAAAGAAAGAAGUCUCUCCUACUGUUACUUCGGUUAAUGAGCCAUCACACAUAGAAAUUAAUGUAUUGCAAACAACAAAUCAAGUUAAAGCAAAUCUUAUAAAUGCUAAUAUGUUCAAAGGAGAUAUGAUCCUCACGAAACCUGGGCAAGAUCGUAAUAAUCAAAAAGUUGUAUUUGUUCAUAAACAAAUAGCAAUGAAUCCUAAUGAGAUCAAAGCUCUUGGUCUUAAAAAACAAGUUAUGAUUCCAAAAAGUAAGCUUAUCACUUCUCAAAGUUCUAAAGUUCCUAUAAUCAAAGAUAUCCAGAUUAUAUCUGCUGGAAAUCCAGCUAUUAUAAAAAAUGCCUUAGUGCAGCAGCAGCCAAUGAUUGUGCACCAGAAUGUCACUACUCAAGCAGCAGAUCAACCAAAUGAAACAGCUCAACGUUCUGUGCAAUCACAAAAAGGAAUACCAAUGGUUUUGAAAGCAAAACCGCCAGAAAUCAAAAAAGAAAAGAAAAAAAUAGAUGGUAUUUCGGAAAUACCAGCCGAAACAGUUAAUGAAACUUUAAAGUCUGUAGAAACAAAAACAUCAACAGCACCUAAAAAAAUUGUUAAGAAAGAACAUCGUAAAUCAGAUACACAUGUAGUUGAAGCUCUAGGUCCUGCACUAUUUUCCACUCCAGAUAUAAUAAGACGAGUUGGUUCAACUGAAAUAAAAGCUUCAGAUUCUCCUGUUGCACAUCUUACAGUUGCGAGUGUUAGUAAUACUAAUGUAAAUGCAUCUAUAGUUAAUACUGUUACCAGCGUUUCUACAACAUUAAGUACUACCAAUACUACACUAGUCUCAACAACUGCUGGAAAUAUAUUAGAUGGCUCAAUUGAGACUAAUAUUAUUACGAAUAAUGCAUCAAAUACUACACUAUCAAAUAAACUUGAUGAUCAUUCUUUGUUAAUACCGGAUAAUUUGGUUGACGAUAAAAUAGAUGAUAAAACUACAAUUGCAGACUUAUUGCAACCAGCUUUAGAUUCUGCUUCUAAAUCAACUACAUCUCAGGAAACACCUCAGACAGUGGAACAAAAUAAUUCAAAACAAAUUGUUUCUGAGACUGGUAUUGAAGGGGAUGAUCACUUGUUAGCUACAUUAGGUAUGGAUCCUGCCAAGCAGUUACCAAAUGAUGAAGAAUUGUUGGCAGAGGCUUUAUUGUCAACAUUAGGUGUUGAUUUGGAUCAAAGUGGACUAGUUGAUCCUACAGCAGAUUUACCAGAACCUAUUUUGUCUUCUUCUGUAAUAGAGCCGUCCCAACCUCUAUCAGUAGAACCUACAACAAUUAAGACUGAUUUCCCACAGACUGCAGUACUUCGAGAAGUUACAGCAUCAUCAAUUUCAAGAACUGAACCAGUACAGAAAAAGGAUACAAAAGAGCCGAUUCAAAUUAUUAGAGGAGGAAGAGUAAUAACUUUACCACCAAUAGAAGCUCCAGCUACUAGAAGCAAGAGGUUGCAGACAAGAGCAGAAAAUCAAGUCAAAGUUGAAAAGAAAUCACAUUUUGAACAUCAGUUUUCAAAAACUGAAUCUGCUGUUACACCUGUGAAAAGUGAAAGAACACCGAGAACGUCGACGCAUGUUAGUUUUCAUAAACAAGAUAUGAUCUAUAAUAUGGAUGAUGAGGAAGAAGAAGAAGAAGAAGAAGAAGAAGAACCGAAUUCGGAUUCUGAAGAUGAUCCUAACAGAUUAUGGUGCAUUUGCAGACAACCUCAUAAUAAUCGAUUUAUGAUAUGCUGUGAUAUGUGUCAAGAUUGGUUUCAUGGAAAAUGUGUUCAUGUUACAAAGGCUAUGGGCGAGCAAAUGGAAAGUCAAGGCAUUGAAUGGGUUUGUCCUAAUUGUUCUAAGAAAAAGAGCGAAGAAAGUAAACCUAAGUUAGGUUCAAGACGACAGAGAAAUAGCGUGGAUGCCGCAUUAGGCGAAAAAAAUCGAACGCCAACUAUUUCAAACGUCUCAAAUAAGCCUGAAAUCAAAGCCACACAUAACACGGGAAAAAAUCCUAGCACUUCAUCAGGAGUAACACACUGUGUAGUUUGUAAAAAGGAAGCGAGAAAAUCAAGCAUUUACUGUUCUGAUGCGUGUAUAUUAGCUCAUGCUGAAACGACAUCAACUAAACCUGCUUCUUCAUCACAAGUUAAAACGCCCAAAGUAGAUGGAGCUAAGCUUAAAUCAGACGCUAGAAUUGUUGUCUUUGAUAAAAGGACUGGGAAAGUCAUUACAGGUGCGGAUGCGCCAACAGCGUCGAAUUUACGGGCCUGGCUGAAAGAACAUCCAACAUGCGAGGUGGUCAAACCUAAUAAUUUAAAUACAAUACAACUAUCAGGAAAAACUGUUGCGGCCAUUCAAACUCAAGGAAUUAAGAUUAAUAAACCAGUGCAAGGCAAAUCUGUAGGACAAGCUAAAAUGAUCUAUACCAAAAUGCCAGGCUCAAAGCAAACUGUAUUGGCUGCUAGUAUAAAGAAAAAUACAUCAACAUCGGAUGCCCCAUUGAGUUCUGCUGCUUCACCUCAACAACGUCAGAAGCAAGUACCUGUUAAACUUCUAAAACAAACAACCAUUAAAACUUUACCGCAGACUCAACAACAGCCGCAACCACCGCAGCAGCAACCCAUUCAGCAACCAACUCCACAGAAACCAAUUGCUACAUCAACACCAUUGAAGCCAACAGUUUCCAGAAAAUCGCAAGAAGUAGUUAAAUCGGCAACUCCUCAGCAAAAACAGCAGCAAACUCCACCUCCGAAAAAGCCUGAAGCAGAGCAACUCAGAUUAACUGUGCGGAAGACACUGGCUGAUGUACUCAUCGCUCGAAUAAAAGAAGCGAAAGAUCUUAACUUGAGCGAAGAAGAAAUUAUCGAAGUAGCUUUACAAAUUGAGCUUGAAAUGUACAAGUUCUUCAAAGACACAGGUUCGAAGUACAAGGCUAAAUAUCGCAGUCUGGUUUUCAAUGUCAAAGAUCCGAAGAAUCUGACUCUGUUCCGAAAAAUUGCUGACCAUUCUUUAACUGCCGAAGCUGUAGUAAAACUAAGUCCCGAGGAAAUGGCUAGUCAAGAAUUAGCCGAGUGGCGCGAGAAAGAAACGAAGCAUCAGCUUGAAAUGAUUAAGAAGAACGAACUGGACAUGAUGGCUCAGGCGAAAUCUAUUGUUGUAAAGACGCAUAAGGGCGAGCAAAUCAUCGAAAACGAUGGAGGCAUUGAGAGCAUCGAUUUGAAGACUCCCGUUCAAGAUAUUGUUACAGCAUUGAACAGCGGAGACACUACACCAGAAGACAAUAACAAAUUGAGAGAGGACGAGGCAACGUUCAGCAAGUUUCUCGACGGAGAUGAUAAGAAAAAGAAGAAGAAAGAGAAAGAUCGAGAUCGAGAAAAGCGUCGAGACAGGUCGCGCGAUCAAGACAGCAAAGAUGGCAGUAAACGCGAUAGGAGUCGAAGCAAAAGUAGGCAUCGGCAUCGCGAAAGAAGCAGAGACAGAAAGUCGAAGAAGGAAAAGCAUAAGGGCAGGGAUCGCACAAGAGACAAGGAUCAUGAUAAGAGUAGGCAUCGCGAUAAGAAGAAAGACAAAGAUGACGACAGAAAGGACAAGCACAAGCGAAGUCGCAGCAGCUCCAGAAGUCACAGCAAGACCAGGUACAAGGAUCACAAAGACAAACACAAACAGAAGGAGGAGGAGAAAAAGAAAGAGGCUAGCGCGAAGGGUGAAAGUAGCGUAGUCAACGUGGACAAAUCGAUAGAGGAGAGGCUAUGGAGGCACAUAGAGGAUGAAACAACCACCAAUACCUUGGAUGGCAACGAUUCCGACAUAUCAGACCGAGAACCAAGCUCAACCGUGACCAUUAAAACACCCGAUAUCAACGAAGAGCUCGACAAGGACUUUGACUUGAAUCUCAUGGAAGUACAAAGUAACGAGACAAUAACCAAGGGAGUGAUGACCGUGUGGCGUGGUAUCGUACACAUGGCGGACGUUGCCAAGUUUUCCGUAACAGCGCAGAAUGUCAGUGGCAACUCGAAGGAACUAAUGGAAGAACUGCCCGGUACACUCGAUGUGGUCGGCAGAAUAAGCCCAACAACGGUCUGGGAUUACAUAGCCAAAAUGAGGAAACAUCCCAAUAAGGAGAUAGUGAUCAUUAAGCUAACGGCGACGAAUGACGAGGAAAAGAUUCCCUACAUAACGCUGUACAGUUACUUGAACAGCCGCAGUCGACUAGGUGUAGUUGGUAGCAUGUCGUCGCCGAUCAAAGACUUUUAUAUUAUGCCUUUCUCCCACAAUAGUAUGCUGCCUUCGGUGCUUAUGCCUAUCGAUGGACCUGGCUUCGAGGAGAAUCGCCAAACCUUGCUGCUGGGCAUUAUGGUUGUGCAUAGCCGGACGAAGCGCCUUGCCAGUGUGCCACCACCACUUACGCCCAUCCCGACCAAAAUUAUACGCAAAGAGCAGAUAACGGGCGACAGAAGUUACACACCUCCGCCACCUCUGCAUUUGCUGCCCGGCAGUGUCAAAGAUGACGAUCAGGAUUCUAAGCAAAGUCUCUCGGUUAUAUCUAAGAUCGUGCCUGAGCUGUCUUCGAAGAUCACACUCGAGUCAUCCUCCUCGUCGGACAAGAUGCAUCUCAAUGACGACGACGACGAGCCCUACAGUCCAGGCGAGCCCGUCGACCUGCCACUCGAUGAUGACGAUGAGGAUGCUCUCUCGUCCUCCUCGAGCAUCAAGAUGACACAGAUUACUACGGAAACUUCUAUCUCGUUUACCACGGUCGUCGCUGUUUCGCCAUCCAAGAGCUCCACUGAGCUCCAACGCAAAAUGGAAGAGCUCAGCAGACAAAUCGAGGAGGAAAAGAUGCAAAUUCAGAACAUUAGCUCAUCUUUUCUCGGUGAUUCGUCGACUACUCUACCGGGUUUGGGACUUGAUCCACCGGAUAGCAAUGAUGCAGGGGAAGCCUACAGCCCUAGUGAUACAAGGUCUUUCACUCCACCUCCACAAGGCAUACCAAAAUUGAGUCAGCCUAUUCUCGAAAAAGUUUCAAACAUUACAAUUCCACCAAAUCUCCAAGAAAUUUUAGCAAAUGUCAAACGCCAAGAAAGUUCAAAAGUGGAUCCAUAUCUGCCAUCAAAACCUGGUGCAACAUUUUUAACGUCAAACAAUUCAUCUUCAUAUUCACCAACUUACAAUAGAACCACCACUGGAAAAUCAAGUUCAGACGUGCAAUCUUCUCCUCGUAAAGAGACAAAAAGUACUUUAAGUUCAUUGAGUGAUUACGAUUUGAUGAAAAAGGCCGAAGAAGAACUAGCAGCACUUGCAGCUGCUGAUGCAGCAUCUGCUCCACUACCUAUGGCAGAACCAGUCAGUAGCGAACCUCCACCUCCUGGGACUUCGUUUGAAUCGCCUCACCGAUAGAGUGUUAAAUGAAGUGAUGCUUUAUUCAGAUUUCAGAUAAACAUUGGCAUGUGUAAAAUAAGGCAUUGACUUCUAAUUUUAGUGUCUUGCGUACAAAAACAGACUAAAAAUUUGUGACUGUAAAAUGCAGCGUGUUGGUAUAUGGUAAAUAGUAGAGUUAGUACAUAAGAUGAGAAAAAAAAUCACUUUUAUCACAAAUUGAGAAAUUGUUUUUCAAUUUAUUUUGUAUUUAGAGAAAAUGUACUAUGUUAAAUAUCAGUUUUUAUUUAACUGAUUCUUUUAAGAAAAAGCAUUUCUAUUGUAUAUAUUAAUAAGCAAAAGAAACAGUGCUUAAAUGAUCUUUAAGUAUUUGAUAAGAAACUUGAACUUUUUUCUAAAUAUCAACAGGUGAAAAUUAACGUGUAAUGAAGAGUCGAAAAUCAGUUUUUAUGAUUAUUCUAUAUUAUUUUCAUUUGUAUUUUGUAAUGAAAGCGAUCAUACCUUGUAAUAAACUGAAUUUUUUUUCAAUAUUUAUAUUUUGUUUUGACAAAAAUCUUCGCGUGUACAAAAAUUUCUAAUAAGAUAUGAUAAUAUUUAAAUUUAGUUGAAAAAAAAUUUACUUUAUUCCAUGUAAAUUGACUGUAAAAACUUUUUUAUUUUAAUUCAAAUAUGA
Molecule: messenger RNA, 8239 nt
Organism: Phymastichus coffea
Lineage: Eukaryota; Metazoa; Arthropoda; Insecta; Hymenoptera; Eulophidae
Gene: pps
Product: death-inducer obliterator 1
Exons: 14
Coding region: 1069-7587 (2172 amino acids)
Biological process (GO): DNA-templated transcription
Cellular component (GO): nucleus
Molecular function (GO): protein binding
Source: RefSeq, a predicted model, not a curated record